AGUCAGCACAAGUUUGCAAGUGGCAACUUUGUUCAUUUCUUUUAAUUGUCAAGCAAAAUGGCGGAUCAGACAGAGAAAGCGUUUCAGAAACAGGCGACGGUGUUCCUCAACCGGAAGGGGGUAAUGAAGAAGAAAGAUAUGAGACACCAUAAGAAUGUUGGUCUAGGUUUCAAGACUCCAAGAGAGGCAAUUGAAGGUACCUACAUAGACAAGAAAUGCCCAUUCACUGGUAAUGUGUCCAUCCGUGGACGUAUCCUCACUGGGGUUGUGCAGAAGAUGAAGAUGCAAAGAACCAUUGUCAUCAGGCGAGAUUACCUUCACUACCUGCCCAAGUACAACAGAUUUGAGAAGCGCCACAGAAAUAUGUCUGUCCAUCUGUCACCUUGCUUCAGAGAUGUGGAACUUGGCGACAUCGUGACGAUUGGUGAAUGCAGGCCGCUCUCCAAAACUGUACGCUUCAAUGUUCUUAAGGUUUCAAAGGGCAAGGGCUCCAAGAAAUCUUUCAAAAAAUUCUAAUAAAAUUACUUUAUAAGUA
Molecule: messenger RNA, 535 nt
Organism: Bicyclus anynana (squinting bush brown)
Lineage: Eukaryota; Metazoa; Arthropoda; Insecta; Lepidoptera; Nymphalidae
Gene: RpS11
Product: 40S ribosomal protein S11
Exons: 4
Coding region: 58-516 (152 amino acids)
Biological process (GO): translation
Cellular component (GO): ribosome; cytosolic small ribosomal subunit
Molecular function (GO): structural constituent of ribosome
Source: RefSeq, a predicted model, not a curated record